CGUCAGCCUGGGAUUGGUAACCUGGAGUUCAGCGAGCGCCUUGCCGUCGCGAGGGCUAUAAAAGGGGUGAUGCAACGCGCUCUCAGCCACAGUCUCACUCUGCGAGGCGCGCUGGGCACGGUGCUUCCCCGGCGGAGCCUCCCGGCCACUCCGCGCUCCCACCGAGUCCUUGCUGCUCGCCCGCCGGCGGGACACACCGCCCGCCUCUGGCCGCUCUCUGGACCCUGGCCGCCCCGAGCGGAGACUGGAGCAAAAUGAUGCUUCAACAUCCAGGCCAGGUCUCUGCCUCAGAAGUCAGUGCGUCUGCCAUCGUCCCCUGCCUCUCACCUCCUGGAUCCCUGGUAUUUGAGGAUUUUGCUAACCUGACACCCUUUGUCAAGGAAGAGCUGAGGUUCGCCAUCCAGAAUAAGCACCUGUACCACCGGAUGUCCUCUGCGCUGGAGUCCGUUACCGUCAACAACAGACCCCUGGAGACGUCAGUCACGAAAUCGGAGGCGGCCCCUGAAGAAGACGAGAGGAAAAGGAGGCGGCGGGAAAGAAACAAGAUUGCAGCCGCCAAGUGUCGAAACAAGAAGAAAGAGAAGACCGAGUGCCUGCAGAAAGAGUCAGAGAAGCUGGAAAGUGUGAAUGCCGAGCUGAAGGCCCAAAUUGAGGAGUUGAAAAAUGAGAAACAGCACUUGAUAUACAUGCUCAACCUGCACCGGCCCACGUGUAUCGUCCGGGCUCAGAAUGGGCGGACUCCGGAAGAUGAGAGGAACCUCUUUAUCCAGCAGAUAAAAGAAGGAACAUUGCAGAGCUAAGCAGCGGUGGCGGGGGGAUAACUGGGGAGUCCUUACUGAAUCCUCCUUUUCCACCCUGAACCCUGAAGCCAUUGGAACGCUGGCUUCCUGUGCACUUCGAGAACCUCAGCAGCCCAGAGCCGUGGGGGCAGGAAGGUCAGUGGUACCUACUGCGUUGUCCCAUUCUGCCCCGGAGUGAACUGCGGCACAGAGCAAGAGCAUCCCUUGUCUCACUAACUCCAGGAUUUAGGCCUUACCAUCCUGGCCAUUCUCAGAUGAUCUAACUGGCCCCUGGCUGGGGUCCCAAGCAAAGCAGGAUGCCCACUAAUGGGAUUCAUGCAGAAGUGUCUGCCUCAGUAGGUGGGGUGGGACCACGUCCCCCACUGCAGCUGACACCAUCUUUCCUAGGGAAUAUGGAGCGGGAAUGCUCAUUAUCGAGGUUGUCCAAUGGCCAGGGUGUGCUUCUAGAAAAUACGCUGCUACGCCCCAGAAUGACUGCGCUCGCUUCAGAGCCAGGCGUUGUGCUGGCUGGGUUUUGUCUUGCACAACACCGUCAGGACUUUCCUGGGAGUUUCAUCAGAACUGAUUUCUGAGAGUUUGGGAGUCUGCCAUCAUGGACAGUAUCCCUCAAAAGCAUUCAGGUGGCCACGUAAGCCUCCCUGGCCCAGAGGGGUGAAAGUGGCCUGAUGGCCAGCUGUGCCACUUUGUGUUGACAGAGGACGCCUCCUCUCCCUGUACCCACUACUGAGGAAGAACCUGGGCACGACAGCAGGUCCUUGGCUGCGAACUGUUACAAUGUCACAGAAAGAAGGCACAAAGAAAGUCCAACUUCCAAAGGGUAGGACUCUUCCUUCCCACUCAGUGACGGGGCAGGAGUGAGUUCUAGACUAGAUGAGGCAGAGAUACUCCAUUUCCUCUCCUCACGGCCAGAAACCACAGCCCGUGGAGAAGCGUGUUUGAAGCCAAGUGCAGGACCAGGCUUCUUUCUGCACUGUAGGAUGAUAAUGGCAUUGUUUUUGUUUUUGAGAUAUGGCCCAGAGCAUUUCAGCUGGGAGGCCCCUCCCUCUGGCUACCAGAACUCUGGCUACUGUUAAAAUUCUGGCGUUUCUGUGAAAUCCUCAGAGUAUUUAAUCUUACUCAAUUGUAUCAUUACAAUUUUCUGUGAGAGAAAGUAUUAUUUAUCCCAGUAUUCCUAGCCUGUCAACAUAAUAAAUAUCAGAAUAAGACAUGGUAAA
Molecule: messenger RNA, 2014 nt
Organism: Peromyscus leucopus (white-footed mouse)
Lineage: Eukaryota; Metazoa; Chordata; Mammalia; Rodentia; Cricetidae
Gene: Atf3
Product: activating transcription factor 3
Exons: 4
Coding region: 255-800 (181 amino acids)
Biological process (GO): regulation of transcription by RNA polymerase II
Cellular component (GO): nucleus
Molecular function (GO): RNA polymerase II cis-regulatory region sequence-specific DNA binding; DNA-binding transcription factor activity, RNA polymerase II-specific
Source: RefSeq, a predicted model, not a curated record